GCAAAAUUGACAAGUAUUCGGAAAAAAUGGCAGUACCGACAAUGCCGUGCACGUACGAGUUUUCCAGAGGCUUCGGUACGGGUGUGGCAGAAGCGCUUGGAAACUGGGGCUUUUCUAACAGAACGUGUAGCACUGGCCAAGAGCUACGUCGUUUAAAGUGUCUUUUUGCAGAAAUGGAUUCUUUACGCAGUAACAAACAACCAAUGACAUGUGUUAAAUACGAUCCCAGAUACGAUCCCGAUGCAUGGUACGUUAAGCCUAGCCCUGAUGAAUGUAAGCCUGCAUGGACAUUUGCUAUAAAAAGGCCUCUUAUUACUUACUGUUCGACCGCCAUAAUUAUUAAAACUUCAAAUCUACGUGAAAUCAGAUCAGAAUUAACUGACUCGAUUCCUGGCCGCAGCUAUGUUCAACAGGGUGUAUGUAUAUAAUGUUUUAAUGAGUUUAGUCAUUUCAAACAAGCUAGCAAGGUUUUUAUUAUGGAU
Molecule: messenger RNA, 482 nt
Organism: Solenopsis invicta (red fire ant)
Lineage: Eukaryota; Metazoa; Arthropoda; Insecta; Hymenoptera; Formicidae
Exons: 2
Coding region: 27-428 (133 amino acids)
Source: RefSeq, a predicted model, not a curated record